GUUUUUUGCGCAAAAAGUUUCACGGACUAUAGUUUAGUUGACAAUAUUUAGAGUCUUUCGCGACAUUAAAAUUAUUUAUUUAUAUUCAUAACGGAGGAGGGUGUUACGACAUGCGUAUUUUACGUUGUUUUAAUUAUUUUUCUAAUAUCAUUGAAAAAGAUUUAAUGAUAUUAAUUAUUUUUCCUAAAUAAUAUCGACUAAGAAAUUUAAGAUUUUAGCAAGCAGCGUAAUUUUAAACAUAUAUUAAUCAUAACAAAGGAGGGUGUUACGACAUUCAUAAUCUUUUUUUUUCACGAGAUGGGAUAAGAAAAUGUUUGUUUGUUGAUAUUUUUAUUAUUUUUUUUUAUCGUGAAAGUUAGGGUCGGGCGGGCCCGUACAACAACUAAGUAAGUCUAAACAAGAAAAAAGCUUACGACAACGAAAAUAUUUUUGAUUUAAGAAAAAACAAAAAACAAUUAUUCAUAUUUACUUGCGCUAUUCUGUCAUGACAUUAAUUACGUGAUUUUAUAAUGUUUAAAGAUGUAUCGUGACGGUCACGAUAUGGAUCGCAUCGUGAAAGCGACCCCACGAUGGAUCACAACCUUCACGAUGCUAAAAAAUUUUACUAUUAUUAUUAUUAUUCCGAAUGUUUAUACAGGAUAUAGCCACUUCAGUGUUUGAAACACUGUUAUCAAUGUGGGUCCUGUGUUUAGAAUGUAUACAUUAAGUAUACACCGGCAUUACCUACCCAAUUUCCCUCACAUGGCAUGGGUUGACCUGUAGCUGUAGUAAAGACACUUGCUAAACAUGCCCGCGCUGUGGACCGAACCACGGACCUUGUGAUUACGAAGCGAACUCCAUAACCACAAGGCCACGCGCGACAGCAUCGUGAAUCGUGCGCGACGCACAUGAUACGCGAUCCACGAUGUUAGGUGUCCUGAUUCCAGUUCUGUACCCUUUAAAUAUCAGUCUUUUUCAGGAGAGCCGUGUGAUUAAUCGCAUGCCUGAAAAAUAGAGUUUCCAAAAUCAACCUAUAAAAUCCAUUUUGUAGCGUGCCAUGACAGUCCUCGAAAUAAUUUUUGGAGACUCAUCAAACAAAAUUUCCGCCACAUUUCGUAGGACAAAACGUCUGGUAGAUUUUCUGUCUUGGUUCGAAAACUUUUAGUCUUAGAAUUAUUGAAUAGUCCUGAUCCUUUUAAUCCACGAGCAAGCCUAUUCAUAGCCAACCCGACUAUCGUAGACAUAAAUCUCUUUGCCUUGCCCAUUCGUUGUUGGUAACCAGGUCUUACACAAGAAAUCCAGCCAUGCGGCUCUUAACUAAUGCGGAGGUGAACGCCGACGGAGCUGCAAAACUGCACUUACAGGCGGAACAGACAUUUUAUCAUGGAUUUAAUUGUAGAUACUUUCUUCAUUUUACAAAACAAUUGGAAACUAUAGCAGGUCCGAAUUUAAUGGAUUUUCUUUAUGCCGCAAGUGUUAUUGAAACAAUUUUAAAAACAAUUUUCUGUGUAAAUUUUGUUAAAAUGUAGCUGAACUUUUCGAAGGAAUUUUGAAGUUUUAUUAAAGCCACGUUGAUAAAGAUUUUUUGUAAUUUGAAAACGAAGCAUGUUUUUGCCUGUUUGCUAGUGAUAUCCUGAAAAAUAAACAAUAAGUUUAGAAAAGUGACCCUAUAGUCAUGCAUACUAUUUCGGAAAUGUAGAAAACGAAGUUAAGAUUGAAAGAGUCGCUAUACGUAGACGCUCGAUCAUCGUGUUUGGGGUUCACAAUUGAAAACAUCCUCCACUUUUCUACCGCAAAAUGAAUGCGCAACAAAGAUUAGCCUUGGCUGUUGCAAAAUAAAACCGCGCAGGCAAUUGCCGAUUGCCGACGCUAAUUUCGAGGGCUGCAAAGUUAUGUGAUGGAAGCUUGUAGAAUAUGCCAUGUGUAUUUAUGCCAUUAUUUUCAGCAUAAAUUUAACAAUUAUCUCAAAUUUCACAGAUAUAGGUAUACUUCUUAACCCCCUAAGCGUUACCUUUUAUAAAAAUCCAUACUUUUUUUCCGGCGUAUUUGGCGAAAAAGCACAUUUAUAACAAUGGCGACUUAACAACUUAAAAACUUAACAAAUAGUGAUAAUAUCAUAAUAAAUAUACUAUUGCAAGGUGUCAUGAAGAUACCUUAAUCAAUUUUACACAUUUUAAAUACAAAAUGGUAGCCCAGUAAUUAAAAGUUAUCCUCCGAAACCACAUUUUUUAGUUUUUCAGCUAAAUUUCAGAGAAUUCUUUGCAAUUUCUGACAUAUUAUGUCAAAAUUUACAUAAAAAUUUAGGAAGAGAGUAUCAGCAAUUGUAAAAAAAGUAAUAUGAUGUUAAUUAUUGCUUUUAACCAUGAUAUAACCUUUAUUACAACCUUUAUUAUACAAUUGUACGUAUUUACCGUAUCAUAUCAUUGUGCGUAAACAUAAAAUAAUGUCUCAAAUAAAAUAAACACAGUGUCAGUGCUAUAAAAGUCAGUAUUUUUUCAAUUGACAAUAUCUUUUAAAACAGAGACCAACGUUUCGUACACACUAUACAUCUCCGGGUGGCAUUUGCCUUUUUCUCUGUAGCGGGGACAUAUGGCUAGAAAUGCAUUUCAACUAAUCAAAAUGGGUUGUCAGAUAAACUUGGUCUGCCACCACGGGGAUAAACACUUCAGUGUCACAUCAAUUUUUUUUAUCAUUUGGCUUAUUAGCGUGGAGCGAAAUGUAUAUGGUUAAAGAUUACCGCCAAGUUUAUUAUGCAAGAUGUGACUUUUGAAGGUAUAUGUGUUUAGCGGAUGUAACCACAUCUUCUUUUAGACCAUUUCUUCAAUCUUUUUCUCUCUACUAGAUAGGAGCUCAUCAUUUGAUCUGAUUGAUUGACUCCGCCCAUUGCAUUGUUGUAGCAGUCGAUGACAAGCUACCUUAUCUUUACCUCGUCGUAUGACAAUAACUUCAUCAUCAGGCAUACACAAAGUAAGCAUUCUGACUUCUUGUUUAUCUUUCUACUGAAGACACACCAUACCAUACCAUAAGUAGGUAAAUAUGAAACACUCCUUUCUCCUGCUUUGAGUUUUGUAUUCAUUUUAUGCUUUGGUAAACCUUGUCUAAUUUUUUGUACGGUGCCAAUUACAUCAGUUUCCCACUUCCGAAGGGUAUCUAAAAGCUUCAACGAAGAGUACUAAUUAUCUACAUACACACAUCUCCCCUCAUCUAGAACAUCUUGUUAGAGUGAUUACAAUAUCUGUUGCUUAGUAACUAAAAUGAUUAUUUUCAAGCCAGGUGUCCUCUCUGGUAUAAAGAAUUGAGUUCCAAACAUAACCGGAACAGGCUUCUGUCAGCACAAAACUUUUGAUUCCAAACCUUGCUCACCUUGUUCUUAUGAAUUGUUUCCAACUCAACCUGCCCUUCCAAAGAAGCAAAGCCUGUUCAAGUGUUAGAAGAGCUUGCCAUCUGUUGACAAAAUAUAUAUGAAUAGACUGAAUUUUCGCAGACCAAUUAUAUUUCUCACCAAGCAUUUUUCGAUGUCUGCAAAAUGUAUAUACUUUUCAAUCAGGACUAACUUGUUUUGAGGUAAAAUUCUCUUUAAACCAGGAGUCUCAAAUAUUUUACCUCUUGAAUAGUAUGAGUACUAAGUUGGCUUGUGGAUGAUGCUACGAUAUAUGAUCGACACAAUAUAAAGUCAAUUUUUUUGAAAACUUCCAAUGUAAAGUCUUCACACUUGAAAUUGAGUGGCAUGUCUUUAUUUCCAUUUGUUUACAUUUUUUUUAUAUAUAUAUAUAUAUACUGUCAUAUAGUUUGGCUGCACCUUUGUAUAUUUUUUUUUACUGUGUCUCUAGUACAUUAAAUUUUUUUAGCGAUAUACAAAAAAAUAUAAAAUGGAAGUGAAUAAUCUUAUAUCUUCAACAAUAGUUAGCUCUGUUUUAAAUCGUGAUGUUAAGCAAUUUGGAAAGAAGUUUUUGUUUGAUAACAAUGACGACACAUGUUGGAAUUCCGAUCAGGGAGAAUACCAACAUGUAACUGUUCAGUUUGAAAAGCCUGUUUGUGUGACUGAUAUACACGUCCAAUUUCAAGGUGGUUUUUCAUGCAAGCAGUUUGAUGUAAAACUUUUUCGAGAUGGUAACGAGGAAACCUUAUGUUCGUGUUACCCAGAAGAUGUCAACGUUAUGCAGCAAUUUAAAUUAGAAAGUGUAGAUGAAAGUAGUAAAAUAAAGCUCUUGUUUACCAAACAUACAGAUUUUUUUGGUCGGAUUAUUAUUUAUAAUUUAAAAUUUUAUGGAAAAGUUACGUAAUAUUUCGUAUAAAAUAUAGAUAAACGUUUUGUAUUAUGUAGAAAUGUUAUGGUUAUUUUUCUGAAUAGUAUUUUACUAGA
Messenger RNA from Hydractinia symbiolongicarpus, 4342 nucleotides. Its product is annotated as nuclear receptor 2C2-associated protein-like. The transcript is spliced from 2 exons. The coding region runs from base 3849 to 4262 and encodes 137 amino acids. The record is from RefSeq and is a predicted model, not a curated record. Lineage: Eukaryota; Metazoa; Cnidaria; Hydrozoa; Anthoathecata; Hydractiniidae.